CCUAGCCGUCUGUGAAACUCCAGUCCGGGUUUAUGAUGCCCUCCUACCGUAAAGACAAGCUUAUCUGCUCUUCCUUUGUGUUUGAACCUCUUCAGUCUGCUCUGGGACCGGGACCGGAAACGGGACCGGCUGAGAAGCACCCCGACCUGCCGCUCAUGUCUGCGGGACUGGAACCAGACUUCUCCGGUGAUGAAGUGUUCGUCCGCCGUUUCCCCGUCCACCGAGCCUGCCGGGAUGGAGACGUCGGAGCGCUGCUGUCGCUGUCGAACCGGGCUCAUCUGACGGCGGAGGACUCCCGCUACGGAUGGACCCCCAUCCACUGGGCUGCUCACUACGGACAGCUGGAGUGUGUGGUGCAUCUGGUGCAGAUGGGCUGUGAGGUGAACACGGUGAGCAGCCGCUUCAACCAGACGCCAACACACACGGCGGCGUUUGGAGGACAUCCUCACUGUGUGGUGUGGCUGACAGAGGCUGGAGCUGACGUCAACCAGCAGGACUUUGUAGGUGAGACUCCCAUCCAUAAGGCAGCUCGUUCAGGUAGUCUGGAGUGUAUCCAGGUCCUGUUGAUAGCAGGAGCUAAACCCCAGUUAAGGAAUGCCAGUGGGCAGACGGCAGCAGACCUGGCUCAUGCUCACGGCUUCCACGACUGUUUCUGCUUCAUCUCCAACGCCCAGAAGCACCUGCAGCAGCUCCGUGGGAAUGGCGCCCCCUGUGGUCAGGGCAUGUUCAGCAGGAAGAGGCAGAUGAACAUCGUGGAGGCCGGACUAAUGAAGAAAGCCAGGAGAGCUGAAGGUGUGUUGCAGCUUCAGAUCAGUCCAGGUGAGGAGGUGGAGAGCAUGAAUACUGAGUCUGAACAGGAGCUCUGCACAGAGGACAGCACCAGAGCUACCAGACAUCCCAUCCUGCCUCCUGCUGCCCAGCCUCCCCUCCUGGCCCCCAGCAGCCUCCGUCCUCCAUCCUCCCCUCCAGUCCAGCGUCCUUCAUCGUCUCCUCAGCGUCCUUCGGCUGAGAUGUGCGGCUCUCUGCAUCUGACCAGCAGCCCCAGCAACUGUUCUUCUGUCCGGCCGGCCCGCUGGGGGCCCCUGUGGGACGAUGGUGGAGACUUCCUGCGUUAUGGACACUACCACGGCUUCGGAGACACCGCCGAGGAGCUGAGCGACAGCAGCAGCGUCCAGGCAGAGCACAGAUCCAAGCAGGCCGACCUGUACCACGGCUCAUAAACACCCUGCUGGAACCAGAACAGUUUCACCUCCUCCAUCACUGUUUACUGUAAAAUCUUGCAGCUCUGUGGAAACAACACGACCACCAACAAGUAGAGAGAAACCAGAAACAGUAUGAUAGUUAGAAUGCCAGAAGUUACAUUUCAGUGAGUACUUCUUUAAAAAAACUUUGAAUCAACAUCUAAAAUAAUUUCCAAGUGCCCUCAGGUGUAAACACUGCCUGCAGUUCAGCUGAAACGUCCCUAAUUAUUUAUCACAAUGUAUUUUUUAGCAAUUAGCCUUGUAGAAUGAAGGGAUUUUGAGGGGAAAAGCUUAGUUUUGGUUCAUUUUCUCAGGGAAUAUUUCUGAAAUUACGAGUACAGUUUCGCAAAAGUUAACCAUAAUAUCUGGAACCUGUAGAAUAAACUGCUAUCACAUUCAUAAAAAAACGAACAUUUAAAAAACCUUAAAUCAACGUGUACAAUCAUUUCCAAGAGCCCACAGGUGUGAACACUGCCUGGAGUUCAGCCCAGAUCAGCUGUAAAGCCCCUAAUUUUUUGGAUCAUGUUGUAUUUUUGGCAAUUUUUUAAAUUAGACUAGGAGAAUAAAGGGAUUUUUUUUUUUUUUUUUUUUUUAAACACAAUUUUAAGCUUAGUUUUGGUCAAUUUUCUCUGUGAAUCUUUCCAAAAUUAUGAGGAAAGUUUUUCAAAAAUUAGCCAGAAAAUAAAACAAAAGUUUAAAAAAACUUGAAUCAACACGUAUAAUAAUUUCCAAGUGCCCUCAGGUGUUCCCAAAACUAAGUGACUCUACAUAAUAUAGAUCUUUACUCAUAUCCAUAUUUAUCUCCUGCAGUUCAGCUGAAUCGUCUCUGAAGUUUUUUUUCACGGUUUGCUUUUAUUUAGUUUUUUCCAGAAUGUUCUUGGUGCAAACAUUUUAAACUCAUUUCCAGAACCCAUCAGCCUGCCUCGUUCUAUGAUCUAAAUCUUCUGCUAAACUUGGCAUGUUCAGCGUUGGUUGUUGUUGUUUUCUGUAGAGAGGAGGUUGAACAUGGAAACAGUUCAAAGCAGACUCUCAGUCAUCAUGUUGUGUUGUUGAGUUCUACGGUUCAGUUUGUGCUCCUGUCAGCUUUAGUUCCUCUGGUUUCCUGCCAGUGUUUCCUUCACUGAUCGUUGUGUUUGUGGUUUGCACUAUAAAGGGCUGUGGGUGUGAAUGUGUUCUGGAACAACAGGAGCCUUGAUCUACCAAAGGGAAUGUGUUAUAUUUAUGUUUCAGAGCAGCUGGACGUGUUUAGAGAGUUGGACUGUAAUUUAAUCUGAUAGUGGAUCUCUUGUUGUGACCUGCAGACUCUUUUUCGAAACACUAAGUCAGCCGAGUGCCAAAAUCUGCCUUCCACCAACCAGAACCAGGCUCUGCUGCAUUCUGACUGACACUUUUAUACUCAAUAAAACCUGUUUUACAUUUUUAUAAAA
Molecule: messenger RNA, 2668 nt
Organism: Amphiprion ocellaris (clown anemonefish)
Lineage: Eukaryota; Metazoa; Chordata; Actinopteri; Pomacentridae
Gene: ankrd10a
Product: ankyrin repeat domain 10a
Exons: 6
Coding region: 33-1220 (395 amino acids)
Molecular function (GO): protein binding
Source: RefSeq, a predicted model, not a curated record